Messenger RNA from Lathyrus sativus (Indian pea), 447 nucleotides. Lineage: Eukaryota; Viridiplantae; Streptophyta; Magnoliopsida; Fabales; Fabaceae. The record is from the annotation of a GenBank genome assembly.
AUGAUUGCUACUUCUACUGUCUCCUAUAGAUUUAAUAUAAACAGGGAUUAUUCUUAUGUGUUGCCGGCUAGAAGAGGUAUUAGGCAAUGGGACCCUAUAUCCCCCUUGUUAUUUGUUAUUAUGAUGAGGUGUAUGAAUAUAAUUAUGGUUAAGAUACAUAAGGACCCAAACUUCAAUCACCAUGCCAAGUGUGAGAAGUUAGCCCUCACACAUCCAACCUUUGUUGAUGAUGUCUUGCUUUUCAGCAGAGGGGACCAAAAAUCUAUGGAAAUGAUAAAUGGAGCUUUCAAGAAGUUUUAUGAAUCCACAUGGCUUAUUGUUAACCCCAGUAAAUGCAAGAUUUAUUAUGGUGGAGUGGAUAAUACUACAAAGGAAGCUCUGUUAAAUGUUAUUGGAUUUGAAGAAGGUCAAUUACCUGUGAGAUACCUCGGUUUGCCUCUGUCUUGA